AGGCUGCAUACAAUUUGUCCACGAGGAAAGAAGAUGAUGAUGUUUGAAAAACGAGCUUUAACCAACGCACUUUAAUGUUUUGAUUCAGGUUUUGAUCAAUAAUCUAUUUGAAUUAAUGGAUGAAAAGUGCAGAGCUCUGCCAGGUCGGUGUCCAGGAGAACAAAACAUCUUUGCAGUCGUCUCCAGUGGUGAGACGGACACUGAAAACCGUGUUCUUAACAAGAGAUUUAGAGUCAUCCAAGCCUUCCUGAAGUCCUCGGUGGAUGAGGAGGAUCUCCCUCGUUUCCUUUGCUGCGACAUCGUGGUUUCCGGAAGCGUCAAAGCUGCGAGCAGACCGAUUUCCCAUUAAGGAGUCGGAGAGCCACACGGGACAGAAAGUGAAGCAGAUGGGAAGACAGUUCCUGCCUCAGAUGGGACCUCAGCUUCCUCACCUUUUCCUGAGGACCAGACCGUAGAUAGUUCCUGCAGAUGAUUCCAGGUGAAUGCUGCAUGUACUCACUGAUUCACUUAAUACACUUUGGCAAACUGAAGACAUUCAAUAUUCAAUCCUAAAAGUCCUGGCUGCGUGCCUGGAGUAAAUUGCAGUGUGAUGAUGUCUUUUAUAGCUUCUGAGGAACUACAAGCGCUGAAGAAUUACAGGGAGUGUGAUGCUUCGAAAACUGACACUGACCGUAGCUUCUUACAUGUGGCAUUUACAACCUAAGGACAUACGAGCUAUUUCUGGAGGUACAGACUACGCUGUUUAACCACAGCACAGCCCAUCGGCCCGCGGCCAUGUGUGCAGGACACACACACACACACACACACACUCUGCAUAGACAGACCACCAGGACAUUAUGUAAACUGAACUAAAGGGAAAUGCAAUGAAAUGUAUGGAAGCUCAGAGAGACGGGGGCAAACAUUUGGAUAAACUUUCUAUUUAAUUAUAGAAAAUACCUGGGAAAUCCGGGCCUAAUCUCUCUGUUUAAUUAUAUGUCUUUGCUUAAUUCAUUUAAUCUCUGAAGAGAAGAAAGAGCUUUUAGCAGGUCAGCAGUUUGAGGUAAGUCUCCCCCACCUCCUUUGGUCAUGUGACAGGAAGCUGCAGGCCUACGGUGACCUGUCAACACACACCUCGUCCCGUCUCCUCUUACACGCCACCUGCAUUAUUGAAUCCCUGCAGAGAAGAUCGGGCUCCGAGCUCACCGGACAUGGACCCGGCAGCGACUUAGAGGAACUACUACGGCUCGACAUGUUCGCCGCGGCCACCAAGAACUUUGUGAAGCAGGUCGGGGACACCGGGAGGCUGAUCCCCGUCCCCAGCCUGAGCGAGGCCGACCGCUACCAGCCGCUGAGCCUGGUGACCAGGAAGAGGAAGAGGCACUUCUGGAAGAAGAACAAGUACGCCUCCACCGCCUUCUCGCUGAAGGACGUCCUGGUUGGGCGGAAAGAGAUCACAGCAGGAGUGUCUUCUUAUCAGCUGCUGAACUACGAGGACAAAUCCGACGUGGCCCUCAGCGGCCGCUUGGGAAACCACCUCAUCAACGACGUGGGGUUCAACAUCAGCGGCUCGGACUCGGUGGCCGUCAAAGCCUCCUUCGGCAUCGUCACCAAACACGAGCUGGAGGUGCCGACCCUCCUGCGGGAGCUCAACUCCAGGAAGGUGGACCUGGAUCACUGCCUGGUCCGUCAGUCCAAGGGGAGCGGCCGGACCGUCCUCUGUGUGGUGGUGGAGAGCAUCCGGACCACCCGCCAGUGCUCGCUGAGCGUCCACGCCGGCAUGAGGGGGACCACCAUGAGGUUUCAGAUCGACGACGGCAGGAAUCCCAGAGGCCGAGACAAGGCCAUCGUCAUCCCGGCGCACACCACCAUCGCCUUCAGCGUCUGCCAGCUGUUUGUUCGACUGGACGGGCGCCUCGAUAUCUGCGUGGCUCCAGGGUCUCAAGGUGGAUUCGAGCGGGAGCAGAUCCGGGAGCAGCUGGGUGGUUACAUCGGCCACUUCUCCAUGGGCCGACUGCGCCGGUUCCUGUCUGGAAUCAUCUAUGGAAACCCCUUCAGAGCAGAAAACCAAACAUUCGAGGAGCUCACCCACUCCGACACGUACAUGGACGACAUGGUCACCGACUACUACGAGAAGGCCGCCAGCAUGACGGACGUGUCCACCGCCUACCUGAGGGACAGCUCCCACACGCGGGUCAACCUGCUCAAACACAACAUCCCCAAGGGGCCCUGCGCUCUCUGCGGCAUGGGCAACCAGCGGCGGGAGACCGUCUACGGCUGUCUGGAGUGCACCCCCGGGGGCCAGAAAUACGUCCGGCUCCACGUCGUGCCCUGUUUCGACCUCUGGCACAAAACGCUGAGGUGAUGACGAAAAGCGCUGUGUUCACGUUCCGCUGGUGCAAUAGAAGUGCGACUGUUUACCAAGCUGCUUUUUGAGAUGUUUGUUUGUCUUUCAAAUAAAACUCACUCAAAGACUAGA
Molecule: messenger RNA, 2455 nt
Organism: Gasterosteus aculeatus aculeatus (three-spined stickleback)
Lineage: Eukaryota; Metazoa; Chordata; Actinopteri; Perciformes; Gasterosteidae
Source: RefSeq, a predicted model, not a curated record